Molecule: messenger RNA, 1480 nt
Organism: Ananas comosus (pineapple)
Lineage: Eukaryota; Viridiplantae; Streptophyta; Magnoliopsida; Poales; Bromeliaceae
Product: post-GPI attachment to proteins factor 3-like
Exons: 6
Coding region: 194-1246 (350 amino acids)
Biological process (GO): GPI anchor biosynthetic process
Cellular component (GO): endoplasmic reticulum membrane
Molecular function (GO): hydrolase activity, acting on ester bonds
Source: RefSeq, a predicted model, not a curated record
CCCCAUCCUCUUCAUUCUCAUCGAGUCUCCCCCCUCACUCAGUAAUCCCCCAAAUCUCUAAAAACCCUUAACGAGCUCUCCCCUCGAUCUUCUCUUCGUCUCCCUCCUCUUCGCGGCGAUUUCGAUUAGGGUUCUCGCUCCGGUAAUGGAUUUCAUCUCAUCGUAGAGAGGAGCAUCUCCGCAUUUGAACGCCAUGGGGGAGCGCUCGCUGUUGCUUCUCUUCGUUCUCGGAUGCGCCUUCGGAGCCAUUCGCGCUAGCGAGGGCGAAGCUGAUCCUCUCUACAUAACGUGUACCAACCAAUGUGAGAAGACGGGAACCCUGCAAGAUGUCUCCAUUCAGCACUGCCAGGUUUCAUCCGAUAGCUUACUGCCCAACAAUCCAUGGUACAAGCAAGAGCCGUUGUACCUGCGGUGGAAAGAAUUGAAUUGCAAGAGUGAAUGUCGAUACCAUUGUAUUCUGCAAAGAGAAAACGAAAGGGAAUCUCUUGGUCUCAGGCCUGUCAAAUAUCAUGGGAGAUGGCCUUUUAAGCGGGUUUUUGUGUUUCAGGAGCCUCUUUCUGCUGUCCUUUCUGCAUUGACUCUCCUGAUACACUUCAAUGGUUGGCUAUCCUUUGUUCUCCUCCUUUACUACAAGUUGCCUCUUAGGCCUGCAAGUGGUAGGACAUAUUAUGAGUUCACUGGCUUAUGGCACAUACACGGACUAUUGUCAAUGAACGCAUGGUUCUGGAGUGCAAUAUAUCACAGCAGUGUUUCCGAUUUGACGGAAAAGUUGUAUCAUUCAUCUAAUGCGGCUUUAGUUGGGUACUCACUCAUUCUGGCCGUUCUGCGAACUUUCAAUGUGAAGGACGAGGCUUCUAGGGUUAUGGUUGCUGCUCCAUUGCUGGCUUUCUUGACAACACAUAUAUUGUAUCUCAACUUCUACGAACUUGACUACGGUCUGAACAUGAAGGUAUGCCUAGCCAUAGGCAUAGCUCAAAUGCUUUUAUGGGCGGUGUGGUCUGUAGUAACUCGCCAUCCCUCGAGCAUCAAGCUGUGGGUAAUUGCUAUAGGAGCCACCCUCGCCGUUCUUCUCGAAAUCUCUGACUUCCCUCCAUACAAGGGUUACGUCGAUGCCCAUUCACUAACUCACGCUAUUGUGCUUCCUCUCUCAUUUCUCUGGUGGAGCUUCGUCAAGGAUGAUGCGGAGUUCCGCACCGCUGCACUCACGAAGAAAAUGAGUUUUACAGCAGGUUUUUGUACUCCCUAAUUAAAAUUUCAUGAAUUCUCUUGUCGGAGACCACUUUUUUUCUUGUGAAAAAUUGUACUAAAGUUCCCUUUCUUUUCCUACUGCACCUGAAAUUUGUUUUUUUUUUUUUUGUAGCUGUUUGUAAUCUGAUAACUAAUUUUAAAGAUGCUCUCUCUGCUCCUCUUUACCUGAUACCUGAAGGUGAACAAAUUUUUUUUUGUUAAUAAUGACUGUUGGGAAAUGUAGGAUUGAAUC